Messenger RNA from Adineta ricciae, 1473 nucleotides. The record is from the annotation of a GenBank genome assembly. Lineage: Eukaryota; Metazoa; Rotifera; Eurotatoria; Adinetida; Adinetidae.
AUGCCAAGUUGCUCUCUGUGUUCAGGUCGAUUUACCGAUGUAGCUGAUAGAGUAACAUCAAACAAUGGCUUGUCCUUCCACCGAGACUGUCUCGAACAGCUUGCUGGCGGUAAAUCCCAAGCUAAGAAUCAGCAACAAAAUGGUUCCAACAUCAGCGAUCGAGGUGCCACUUCCAGUGCGCAUUCUUUGGAUUCGUCCAACCCUUUCUCUCCGGAAGCUACGGCUGCGUCGAAGUACAUGAAACCCAUCGGACAUGUAGCAAAAUUUUCUAAACUUAGCAGUAAAUACAAGUCACAUGACUCUUUGGAUUCAGAAUUAUUGUUAAGUCAAGUUACACUCGUCGCAGAUCCAUCGCAAUUAUUGAAACAACGCGAAGAAUUUCUUAUAUACGAAGACAAUUUCAAGAGUACUAUUGCUCAAUCUAUCAAAAAUAGACUAUCCUACGCUGAUUUAUAUCGUGUCUGUUCUAAGUAUGACAAGAAAGGCAUGGCCCAACAUGACACGAAAAGCGAUGAAACGAUGCAGUACUUCCUAGAUAAACAUUUAUCCGGUGAUGAUGCUAAGGCAUGUGCUUUUGCAAUCUGCUUUUACACGGGUUCCAACAGUGGAACGAUCAAUCGUAGUUCAUCCACAAUGGCUCGACGGGGAAACGGCGAGGCCACAAGUAUAUUGGAAGAUACGGAAGCCGAUCACGCUAGCAUUAUUAUGUACUAUCUUAUUUUGGGCUUAUCACACAUCAAUUUCUACUGGGGCACUACUACGCGUGCAGUCAAUAUGCACGAGGCGGAUCUUAACGAGUAUUUCGAAGGUGCUAUUAUCACCUGGAUCCAGUUUAGCAGUUCGAUGAAAGGUGACCGGCCAGCGAAACAUUUUGCUAAGCGUAACACUAUUUUCACUAUGUAUUCGCUUACCGGUCGAGGCAUCCAAGAAUUUUCUAACUUUCCUGAUGAAGAGGAGAUUCUUUUCAUGCCUCAUUCAUCUUUUUUGGUCACUAAGGUACAGAGAGAUUCUUAUCAAAACCGCAUUUUCAUGCGUCAAGUUGAAUUAGGAUUGUGCCAACACUCGGUCUUAUGGGUAGACGACCAUAUCUUUGACGAGGAUUGGGGAAACAAAGAGCAUAUGGAAAAGGCUGGUACACUUGGAGGUGAAGUCAGUGUUCACUUUAUUCCGAAAUCCAAUACUGAAGCGGCACUUGCUUUCUUGAACUCUCCAUUUGGGCAACGGUUAAAAGGGAAAUCGAACUUUCGCAUUGUGACAGACAUGCAUCGCGACAAUGAAGAUCCACCAGAAAGUGCCGGUGCAAAACUUCUUCUUGAAGUUCGCAAGUUGGGAUUCAACUGUCCGUGUCUUGUUUACACGAGUAGGAAAGAAGAAUCAGUGCAGGAAAUAACAAAUUAUUUGAAUCCAAGACAAUUACAAAAUGUAGACGUGACCACUUCAAGCAAAAAACUGGAAAAAUUCGUCAGUUUCUAA